AUGGCACAAAUCAUAGCGGUCCGUAGAUUAGCAUCUUUGCUUAAAAGGACACAUCGCUGCCAGCUUCUGCCGGUAUCAGCAAAUAUCUCCCACAGUGUAUCUCAUUGGAAACAGGAAAAUCCGAAGGAGGAGAUCAAUAACGAACCCAUCAAAUACUUUGGAAGUCAAGCGUCCCGCUGGACGGCACAACGCAGCCGGGAGGGACCCAAAGGGCAAGACAUUCCUUGGUUUCAGCCAUAUGUGGUAAACUUUAGUGUAGCGAUAUUUCUGAUUUAUUUUUGCAUUCUACGAGAAGAGAACGACAUUGACGAAGGCUUAGGGCGAUCACUUUUCGAACAUGUGCCCGGUUUGGAGGAAAAACAACUCAUAGUCAGUUAUCAUUACCACAAGGAAAAUGGUCUAUCAACGCUUGAUAUUGAGAGCAGGAUGAAAGAGUUGGGCAUGAACUUUGAAAGUGCUAAUUAG
Molecule: messenger RNA, 465 nt
Organism: Anopheles marshallii
Lineage: Eukaryota; Metazoa; Arthropoda; Insecta; Diptera; Culicidae
Exons: 2
Coding region: 1-465 (154 amino acids)
Source: RefSeq, a predicted model, not a curated record